ACAAGGAAGACAUGUAUUUCAAACUCUUAAAAACUUUACUGCCGUUAAAGUUUUAAAUUGUAUUAGUCGAAUUUUUUACAUUCUUUACAAUAUCAUGAAGUGAUGAGUGAUAAUAACAUCUAUUAUUUGACAAUUUUUUUUUUUGUGCUCACGUAUACAAGUGCAUAGCAAUAAUAACAAAGUAAAGAAUUGUUGAGUGAAAGAAUCGUCUGAUACAACAUUUAAUAGUAAACACUACUCGAAGCUCUCGAGAGCGAAUCAGCGCAUAGACAUACAAGAUGUCGAACUUGGUGCGUCUUUUAAGCAUCAUUGCCGUGAUCAUCCCGUUUGAGUCGGAAGGAUUAUUCUGGAAUUUACCUAAUUAUUUCGAGUUAAGCGCUGGGCUUAUAAGGUUUCUGCACGAUGGUCAAAGAGAUUAUGAGGAGAAAAUCCAGGAUACGACUCCGCACUUCGGAGCUGCAUACGAUUUUGUGAUCGUCGGUGCCGGUACAGCCGGCGCCGCAAUAGCAGCGAGAUUAACCGAAAUUCCCGACGUCAAAGUGCUGUUGAUAGAAGCCGGAUCUCGUGAAAAUCUCGUCAUGGAUAUUCCGCUGCUCGCUUACAUGUUGCAGAUGAGUGACCUUGUGAACUGGAAAUAUCAAACUAAGCCAUCGAACAAAUAUUGUCUCGGCUCAACGGAGGGUAAAUGCAAUUUUCCGAGAGGCAAAGGGAUGGGUGGCAGCAGUUCGAUAAACUACAUGCUCGCUACCAGAGGCACUAGCGCGGAUUACGAUCGUUGGGCCGAAAUGGGAAACAACGGCUGGGCAUACAAAGACGUUCUCAAGUACUUUAAGAAAUUGGAAAACAUGAGAAUUCCGGAGUUGCGAUCCGACACCGUCGCUCACGGAACCGGGGGACCGGUGGAUGUCACUUAUCCGUCAUUCCGUACGAAGCUCGCGGACGCUUUUGUGCAAGCCGGCAUAGAGCUGGGAUAUCCGGAGGUGGAUUACAACGCGAAAGAGACGAUAGGCUUUGCACAUUUUCAGGCCACGAUAAAAAACGGCAGUCGCAUGAGCAGCAACAAAGCGUACUUGUACCCGGCGCGCGAUCGCAGAAAUCUUCACGUAACGCAAGAGAGCUUGGUGAGAAGAGUGCUGAUCGAUCAUCGCAAGAAUCGAGCGGUCGGUGUGGAGUUCACGAAACAAGGACGGACCAUUUCUGUGUUCGCGAAGAAGGAAGUAAUUCUGUGCGCGGGUCCUAUUGCAACGCCUCAGUUGUUGAUGCUGUCCGGCAUCGGACCGGCCGAGCACCUUGCUAAAUUCGGCAUAUCCGUCGUCCGCGAUAUACCCGGGGUCGGCGAGAAUCUGAUGGACCACGUAGGUCUCGGUAAUUUUGUAUUUUCAGUGAACGGGCCCUUCAGCAUACAAUUGGAGAAUAUAAUAAAUCCCAACAAUCCGUAUUUAGUAGAUUAUAUGAACAGACGAACAGGGCCACUGGUGGUGGGAGGCGGUUGCGAGGCGAUCGCUUUCGUCAACACCGAGCAUCCGGAAAAACGUAGCGGUCUACCAAAUAUUGAGCUGCUGUUUCUCGGUUCUGCAAUUAAAGGAGAUCCCAUUCAUACGGUAACAUUCAAUAUGAAUACCGAAAUGACUCGAUUUUGGAACAAACACAAGAAUUACUAUGGUUGGAGUGUGGUUCCCUUGCUAUUAAAACCGAAGAGUCGCGGACGAAUAAGAUUAUUGGCUAACGAUAUUAAUGUUAAACCUGAGAUAAUACCGAAUUAUUUUGAACAUGCAGAGGACAUUGACACUUUAAUCUCUGGCAUUAGAUUUCUGUUUAACGUCAGUCAGACAAAAGCGAUGAAAGCGUACGGUUCAUAUUUCUUGAACGACACCGCUCCUGGAUGUGAACACUAUGAAUAUGACACCCGUGAUUAUUGGGAAUGUAGUUUAAGGGUAAUGACAACCACGAUUUAUCAUUACUGUUGCACUUCCAAAAUGGGACCAGAAAGCGAUCCGACCGCUGUUGUUGAUCCUACAUUAAAGGUAAUUGGUGUUCGUGGAUUAAGAGUAGCUGAUUCAUCAAUUAUGCCCGACAUUGUAUCAGCGCAUUUAAAUCUACCCACGUUUAUGAUUGCCGAGAAAGCGGCAGAUAUGAUUAAAACAGAAUGGGGAUACUUAAAAAAAUAAUUGUAGCAUAUCGUGUGAUAUAAAUAGUUGUAGUAAUAUUUUGCAUGCGUUUAUAUUGAAAAUGUAGAUCAUAAAUGUAAUGAGUAUACUAACUGAUUACACAAAUAGUGAGUGUAAAACAAAAUUUUAUACAUUUUCUUUUGACUAACACAUUGUCAUCAUAUUUAACAUUGUCAACAUA
Molecule: messenger RNA, 2349 nt
Organism: Linepithema humile (Argentine ant)
Lineage: Eukaryota; Metazoa; Arthropoda; Insecta; Hymenoptera; Formicidae
Product: glucose dehydrogenase [FAD, quinone]-like
Molecular function (GO): oxidoreductase activity, acting on CH-OH group of donors; flavin adenine dinucleotide binding
Source: RefSeq, a predicted model, not a curated record